This is a messenger RNA of Nilaparvata lugens (brown planthopper), 5345 nucleotides long. RefSeq names its product out at first protein (gene oaf). The transcript is spliced from 6 exons. NCBI's taxonomy places the organism in Eukaryota, Metazoa, Arthropoda, Insecta, Hemiptera, Delphacidae. The record is from RefSeq and is a predicted model, not a curated record. Bases 148 to 1014 code for a protein of 288 amino acids.
CUACUGUCAUCAUGGGGCUAACCUAACCGUGUUCUCGCAGUUCGUGAUCUGAGCUGUUCAGUUUCAGUCUCAAAUGUAGAGAGAAGUGUCUCUGAAUAGUGUUAUUUUCAUCGCGAUCCAUCAUAUUUACCGUGAAAUUGGACUGAAAUGAUUGGAAAGACUGAUUGUCGGUUGCUGAAUCUGUUGACUGUUGCUGUAUUACUUCUCCAGUUCACAGACAUCGGAAAUACACAACUGCUUAUCAACGUUAAAAAUCAGGGUGGCGAUGUUGUACAGGAGACAAUAUCCUCGAACGUGAGCGAGGAUUCAGUCACGCUUGAGUUCCAGAGGUCAGAUGGCACACUCAUCACGCAGCUCGUCGAUUUCACGCACGAGGUGCAGAUCCUCAAAGCUCUUGUUCUUGGCGAAGAAGAGCGAGGCCAAAGCCAAUACCAGGUGAUGUGCUUCGUGUGCCACAUCAACAAAGAUGAGUUCAUCUCUUCAGAUGCCAUGGCUAAACUCAGACAGAAAAAUCCGGGCACAGUGCGAACGGCAGAAGAGGAUCGAGGCAGGGAGAACUACCAGAUGGACUUGUUCGUUGACGUGGCCCGGUCGGCUGUCAUCUCCCGUCACGUGGUCAGUCUCUGCUCGGAGGCCAGGGAUGCCACCUACACCCGGCGCAAAGAUCUCGACUUAUGGGCAGCUCAACCAGGAGGACCAUCAUUGUCAGCGCUGCUGGCGGCUGUGAGAGAGUACCCAGUGACGUCACCACCCGCGGGGUCAUCGCUGGCCACGAGGGGCAACUCCGUGGAUGGGGCUCCCACCAGGUGCCGCGAGACUCCCAGUCUAUGGUCUGACUGCACCUGCCAUCUCGAAAUGUGCAUAGGUUGGUACCCGUGCAGCCUGAAAUACUGCAAGAGUCAGAAGGCGGGAGACACGUCAGCGAGCUACCGGUGUGGCAUCAGGACGUGUCGCAAGUGCAGUCACUUCUCCUACUACGUGCGUCAGCGACAACUCUGUCUCUGGGACGAAUGACCUCUCGCCCCCGCCCUCACACUCUCACGCCGAUGAUAGUCACCUCCAUCACCUGACAUCUCCAACCGCCCGCCCGCAUCCCUUUGUAAAUACUUUUACCAAUGCGACCACAUCUCUAUCCUGUAAUAUACAAGUUUAUUAUUUUUAUCUUUCAGUCUCUCUCAUGGAACAAAUAAUCACUAUAUUUGUUAGAGAUUCGACUUUGGUUCAAUUUUUGGUUCGUGAAUCCUAAAAGUUCACACUCCAAAUUAUUUAGGAUUAUCUGGAUCAAUUAUUAUUAUUCUAAAUACGCUCCAUGACAAGAAUCCUAUUAUUGUGUUACAAUUAUCAUAUUUCUUAGUUCAUAUUCUAGAAAAUUAUGUGCUCCUUACAAAUUGAUGCACGUAAGGGAUUAAAUGGAUUGAUCACUUCGGGUAAGAGAAGAGCUGACGCUCCAGUAAUUAAAUUAUAUUACCACCAUUUUGUUACAUUCAUAAUAAUGUUUCUGAUACAGUUAACUAUUUGAAACAUGAUGAAUUGAAUUUCUUCCAAUAAAUAUCAAUGAUCUAUAAAUUAUGCUGUGACAUACUCUUGCCAUAUUCAGUUAUUAUUUUGAAAAUUCACAAUAAUAUCUCGAGAUAGAACAAAGAAAACGAACAAUGUGAUUUUAAAAUAAAUACGUUUUCAGAAAAUAUCGAACAAUAUCAAUAUUAUCACUCUAUUUCAAGAUAAUAUUGGAAAUUUACCUCUUAUUUUGUGUCCAAUCUAAAACUUACUUAUAUGAUGUAAGAUAUUGAUACGUAACCAUAUGAAUCCAAUUUAGCAUAAGAACAAUCUAAGUUAAUUUUGAAAAGAGAGUGCAUGAUUUUUAUAUUUGAAUUUGUAAGAUGAUGAAUGUUUAAAACUAUGUUAUAAUAAUUGAUUUAUAGUUUACAGUGUUCCCACUGUGAUUCCAACUAUUAGAUAUUCUAAAAUAUCGUGGAAAUUUAUUUCUAUGAAAGUUUAAUUAUUAAUUCAAUAACUUAAAAUGUUAUUUGUUGUCAUAAUUAGGAGACGCUUAGUUUCACUCAUACCUAUUCACUCAAACUGUCUAACUCUUUUUUUGGAUACAAAUUUUCCUUUGAAAAUGGGGAAGAUAGAAUUGUCAAGGACUGAAUGCUAUUCAUUACUAUCUAGUAUGUAUUCUUGUGAUGGAUUCAAGUUCGUAGACAUAAACUGAUUGAAUAGAAACCAAAAUCUUCCCAUCCCUUAUUAUUCAACACACGUUCAUGAAAACUAACCGGAUCAUUCUUUCAUUUUUGAAUGGCCCAAUCAUCAGUCACCUAUUAAAGAAUUCUAAUAGAAUUUUAUUUUUUAAUGAAAUUUUAUCACCGAAUUGAUUUGGAUUUUACAUUUUUUCGCUGCGACACGUCUUGCUCAUCCAACUUCUCCUUCUUCUCUCCUCUCCUUCCAUAGUGAGAUUCACUUGGAUCUGUCAGCACUUCUUAUGAAUAUAAUCAUUGCUUCCCAUUUCAAAGUGAGUCUCUCUCCAGCCGCAUCACAGAAUCCCAUUCAUUUAUUCAUAUAAAAUUGCAUGUUGACGGUAUUCAUGUUAUGAAUAUUAUUUGAAUUAAUUUGAACACUUUUUUGUCACUGAUAUCAUUGCUUGAAUUCCCGGAAUCGCUUUUUGAUCUUCUUUUCGAGACUAGUAUUAUGUAUUUUGCUGUAAGGCUAGCCGCAUAUUGAGACGCGACGCUAGCCUGAUACACGAGUUGAUAUUAUAAUGUUCACAUUGAGAUGAAGCUAGAUGUAAACAUUAUAAUAAUAUUAUCAGCUAGAUAAUUGAACACCAUAUAUCAUCAUAUUAUGAUGAUAUAUGGUGUUCAAUUAUCUAGCUGAAUCGCGUCUCGUCGAGUCUCAAUUUGCAACAACCUAAAUUACAACUCAACACACAGCUUAACCAAUGCUUCAUCUCGUGAAGCUUAGGUUAUGAAUUUGACCACAUUAUGAAAUGUGUCGUUCUGAUAUUUCCUCCUCCUUCAGUUAACGAAUUUCCAUUUUUCUUCAUGAAAUAGGCCCUCUUUCAAUUUUUAAUGUGAAAUUGAAUGUCAUCAAUAAUGACAUUUACGAUUUAUCACUACAUCAAUGACGUCAUGUAGUCAUUUGUUUCAAUCUUAGGAACGAUUUUUAUAUUAUGUUGAAGAUGGGUUCUAUGGAAAUCGAAAUCACUCCAGUUUUUAACAAACCUUUCGUUAUUCAUUCAAAAAACGAUUACUGCAUGUCGUAGGUAAUGAAAUUGAAAAAUCAAAAUAGUGUACCGACAUUGCAGUUUGUAAUAGAUCAUGAUGUUAUCAUGUGUCGACUCUUCUUAACAUAUUUCACUCUUCUGCAUAUUCAUUCCUCUUGAAAUUUCAGUCACAAGUCAUUUCUCAUAACCAUGUUCAUGAUUUACAUCAUAGAUGAAUGAAUAUUUAAUGGCCUAACAACUUUCUUGAAGACUCAUUUCAAAUUAUUUUCUCAUCAGGUAUGUUUAAUGGAACAUUUUAAACAUCGAAUGUCACUUUAUUCAAGGAGUAUCCUGUCAGACUAGAAAAAAUCGUGUUGAACUCCGUUUUAGUUUUAUAUUAAUUUUCAGUUUCUAAAAAUAUUGAAGCUUUGUAUUUUGUUUUUAACGAUGAAGAAACUGUGUGUAAGAAUGUUGUUAAUUAUUUAAUAAAAAUAUAAUUCCCAUUGAAACCUUGUCAAUAUUUUUGUAAGUUUAGACUGUUAACACUAGUUAGGUAGUUGAUAUAAAUAUUGUAGCUUUCUACUUAUCCUGCUAUCUCGACAUUAGCUUUCAGUGAUUUAUGAAAAAUGCGCUUCUGGUUAUGUAGCUUUUUGUGUCAUGUAAAAUAUACCUUUGUAAUUCUUCUCUCCUAUUGACUGUGUACAUCUUUGGGGCCUUAGCUUUCUCUUUAUAAUGUAUUUUCAUAUAGACAACUUGUCAUUCGAAUGAGACGUAAAAAUUAUGAAUGUUCUAGGAAUCGGAUGUUGUUGGUUACACGAAAAGUUAGUUGUAGGCCUAUUUCCAUUGUGACAGGUAGAGUUUGCUAAAAAUUACUGAAUCAUUUUGUCUGUAUCAAUGUUGCUUCAAUGUUGAAUGUCACGAACAGACUUUUUAAAACGGAUUUCAGAUUUCGCUUAACAGCAUGGGAAUACAUCACGAAGCAAGCAGCAUUGAUUCCCCAUUCAAACAGAAUUUUUCUCUCUGAAUGUAAAGCUUGUUUUUUAACAGUGAAAACAUUCCCACAAAGGCUUGUUUUGUGGGAUACAUUGUUUAACAUUUAACAACGCAUCAAUUCCAUUAUGAUUCAGGGAUGAUCAUGAUUUUUGAGCUUCAUGACAUUGAUAUUCAGUUCACUUCUAAUUAAGAUUCUUCAAUUAUUUUAAAAAAAUAUAUAAAAUAAAGUAAUAGGUGUUCAAUGAGCUGUAUUGUUCAUAGAAUGCGAAAUAAUUAUAUCAGAUUGACUAUUACAAAUAACAGUUCUCUAUUACUCUCCAAGUGUACGAAAUUAGACAUUUUAUUUCCUCGAUUCAAUUUUCCAUUGGUAUUGUCAAUCAAUGUGCCAAAUUAUAGUUCGUUUCACAAAGAAUAAUGAUAUACUAUACUUGAAUUAAUCCAUCCAACUUUAAAAUUAAUGAAGUUAAAACUAUGUUCCACCUUUUUUACUAGGUUGAAAUCGAUUGUCACAUAUUCAGAUAAUUUUUAUGGAGAAGCAUCCGAUAUUCACCAGGGCUUUUAAAAUAUCAUAAUCAAAUAAUUCCAAGUAUUUAAUAAUUUUUCUCAACGAUCAAGCUGGAUUAGGAUUCCCACUUAUGAAUCAGUUAUAUGGUCUGGUACAGUGAGAAUAUUUUCAAAAUACACAGAAAACCGACAGUAAAAUAUCUUUGAGCCCAAAUAUCUUCAUCCAAAUCAGAUAUAAUUCUUUUUUCAUCAAUUUUCUAUUGUUGACACUUUCGAAAAAUCGCCCACAAAAAAUGAAAAAUAGAUGGCAUUGAGCAAUGGAUGUGACAAUAGAAGGGAAAUGCCACGAAAUCAUUGCUGGCUUGAAGUAUUAUCUGACUGCUCGUGGAAGCUGAUGAUCUUGUAUGCUGUUAAAUGAGCUAUUAUCCGAUAUUGUUUCUCAUCUAGCAUGAGCUGUCUGGCAUGGAAUAAAUUCAAUUAUAUAAAUUUGAACAAUGUAUCGAUGAAUCUAUUAUUAUUAGUAAUUUAUGAAUAACAAACUAAUGUGCUAUAAUAUCACUUGUUACUCGUUUCAUUAUUUUGUCAUACAUUGAAAUCAAAACAUAUUUCUGUUUUGAUUCAUUUUAUAAUAAAAUAUUUUUGUAAACAA